Molecule: messenger RNA, 1679 nt
Organism: Sorghum bicolor (sorghum)
Lineage: Eukaryota; Viridiplantae; Streptophyta; Magnoliopsida; Poales; Poaceae
Product: lysine histidine transporter 1
Exons: 9
Coding region: 175-1539 (454 amino acids)
Cellular component (GO): plasma membrane
Source: RefSeq, a predicted model, not a curated record
CUGCCAUUCCUAUGCUCUCAUCUCAGCUGGAGUCAGCUGUCGCCUCGCUUUCACCUGUGAUUUAUACGAACACACGACGACUUCAACUUUCUGCUCCCUCUGCUCUGUGCUCUCCGACUCCGAUCCCUUUCCAUCGCUGAAGGCUCCCCGGCGUCCACGUCCAUCGUCGUCGAGAUGAAGCAGGCCCGUCCGCCGCCGCCCAUGGAGAUGCGACCACCGCCGACCAGGGAGAUGCGACCACCGUCGCCCAUGGAAGACGAGGCGAUCGACGGCUGGCUUCCGAUCAACGCGAGGAGGAACGCCAAGUGGUGGUACUCCGCCUUCCACAACGUCACCGCCAUGGUCGGCGCCGGCGUGCUCGGCCUUCCCUACGCCAUGUCCCAGCUCGGCUGGGAGGUCGGCAUCACGGUGCUGAUCCUGUCGUGGAUCAUUACGCUGUACACGCUGUGGCAGAUGGUGGAGAUGCACGAGAUGGUGCCGGGCAGGCGGUUCGACCGGUACCACGAGCUGGGGCAGCACGCGUUCGGGGAGAAGCUGGGCCUCUGGAUCGUCGUGCCGCAGCAGCUGGUGGUGGAGGUGGGCCUCAACAUCGUCUACAUGGUCACCGGCGGCCAGUCCCUGCAGAAGUUCCACGACGUGGUCUGCGACGGCAAGUGCAAGGACAUCAAGCUCACCUACUUCAUCAUGAUCUUCGCCUCCUGCCACUUCGUGCUCUCCCAGCUCCCCAACUUCCACUCCAUCUCCGGCGUCUCCCUCGCCGCCGCCGUCAUGUCGCUUUGUUACUCGAUGAUCGCGUGGGUCGCGUCGGCGCACAAGGGGAAGUCGCCGGAGGUGCACUACGGCUUGCGCGCGACGACGACGCCGGGGAAGGUGUUCGGCUUCUUCGGCGCGCUCGGGGACGUGGCGUUCGCUUACGCCGGGCACAACGUGGUGCUGGAGAUCCAGGCCACCAUCCCGUCGACGCCGGACAAGCCGUCCAAGAAACCCAUGUGGAAGGGUGUCAUCGUCGCCUACAUCAUCGUCGCCGCGUGCUACUUCCCUGUCUCGCUCGUCGGUUACUGGGCCUUCGGCAACAGCGUCAAUGAGAACAUCCUUGUCAGCCUCAGAAAACCAAAGUGGCUCGUCGCCAUGGCUAACAUGAUGGUCGUCGUUCAUCUCAUUGGCAGCUACCAGCUCUAUGCCAUGCCGGUGUUUGAUAUGAUAGAGACGGUGUUGGUGAGGAGGUUUCGGUUCCGUCCAAGCCUGAUGCUCCGCCUGAUUGCUCGGAGUGUCUAUGUCGGGUUCACGAUGUUCGUGGCCAUCACAUUCCCUUUCUUCAGUGCAUUGCUCAGCUUCUUUGGUGGUUUUGCUUUCGCGCCGACAACUUAUUUUCUUCCUUGCAUCAUGUGGCUCACAAUAUGCAAGCCUAGAGCUUUUAGCAUCUCAUGGUUUACUAACUGGAUUUGCAUUGUUCUAGGAGUGUUGUUGAUGGUACUAUCACCACUUGGUGGACUUCGACAAAUCAUUUUGACAGCCAAGACAUACAACUUCUAUCAAUAAAUAUAUGAUUAAUUCAACAUAAAAUCCAAGGAAUGGAAUCGAUCAUAUAUAUUCAAAGCUUGUUCCAGUUGCUCAUGAUGAUUUAUGACAUGUCGUGAUUUUGUAAAUUAUGGCUUAACCUAAAAAUUAGUUUUGAUUUA